Messenger RNA from Gadus macrocephalus (Pacific cod), 535 nucleotides. It is a transcript of the gene arl11, whose product is annotated as ADP-ribosylation factor-like 11. The annotation marks the transcript as partial. The record is from RefSeq and is a predicted model, not a curated record. NCBI's taxonomy places the organism in Eukaryota, Metazoa, Chordata, Actinopteri, Gadiformes, Gadidae. Gene Ontology annotation, biological process: intracellular protein transport; vesicle-mediated transport. Gene Ontology annotation, cellular component: cytoplasm. The transcript is spliced from 4 exons. Gene Ontology annotation, molecular function: GTP binding; GTPase activity.
GUGGUCUUGGUGGGUCUGGACUCUUCAGGGAAGUCGACUCUAUUGACCCGCCUCCUCACAGGAGAGCUGAUGGAGACGUCCCCCACGGUGGGCUUCAACGUGGGGACGCUGGAGCUGGACCAGAAGGACGCCAUGACCCUCUGGGACCUGGGGGGGCAGCCGCCUAUGAGGACCCACUGGAGGCAGUACCUGGACGGCUGCAGGGCGCUGGUCUUCGUGGUGGACAGCAGCGACCCCGGCCGCAUGCCGGAGGCGCGGGCGGCCUUGAGGCGGCUGCUGUCUGAGGAGCAGCUCAACGGCGUCCCUCUGAUGGUGCUGGCCAACAAGAAGGACCUGGACGGCACGCUGACCAUCCGAGAGGUGUCCCGGUGUCUCGAGCUGGACUCGUACCUGGACCGGCGCUGGGAGAUCCAGAGCUGCAGCGGGCGGCAGGGGCUCGGGCUCCAACAGGCGUUCAUCUCUGUGGCCAGGCUCAUCAAGAAGAGCUAGGAGGAGGAGGAGAGGAGAGGAGAGGGAGGAGAGGAGAGGAGAGGGA